GUUGCAAGGCUGAAGGCGCAAUCUCACCACAAUCCCUCCCGGCGCCGCCCGCCGGUCGCUCCCGACGCUAUGUUCCGCCUUCGAAAUUGCAUUCUUCCACAUCUACUCUUCUCGUCCCGCCGCUCCUCUUCCUGCAUCACCCCCCUCCAUCGCCUCCUCUCCGGUUCCGCCGCCACCACCGCGAGCAACCCUUUCACGGUCGCCGACUACCUCGUCGCCAGAUGCGGUCUCUCCAGGGAGCAGGUCCUCAAGGCAUCCAAAAUCAAAAGGAUCCUCGACCUCAGGUCUCCCUCGAAGCCCGACGUCGUCCUCGCCUUCCUGGCGGGCCUCGACAUCUCCGGCACCGACCUCACAACCGUCAUCGCCAAUGAUCCCAGACUCCUUUGCACCGACGUGGGGAAGACCCUGUCUCUCCGCGUCGCCGAGCUCCGCAGCCUCGGCCUGUCAAGCCACCAGGUCGGCCAGGUAGUCAUCGCCGCCCAGAUCCGGUUCCGCAGCCCCUCGUUCCUCCGCAAUUUUGAAUUCUGGCUUGGGCUCUUCGGCUCCUUCGACGAGCUCUUGCGGUUCGUCAAGAUGAACGGCAACCUCCUCAGCGUCAACCUCGAGAAGGUUGCCAUGCCCAACCUGGCCCUCCUUCAGCGAUGCGGGAUGGAGAUUUCCGAUAUUCCCAACACUUUCCUGUCCCGGAUACUUGUCAGGAGCACUGAGCACCUCCAGGAAACUCUGGCACGCGUUUCAGAGUUUGGAAUCCAGCAGGGAUCGUGGGUUUUCCCUUUCGCGUUCAUGAGGUUUGCGAUCUUGAACCGUGAGAAGCUCGACAGUAAUAUACAGCUGUUUGAGAAGCUUGGGUGGUCGAGGGAUGAUAUAGCAUCAGCAGUGAGGAAGGCGCCGAAUAUCCUGAGCUUAACUCCGGAAAGGGUUCAUAAAAAGUUGGAUUUUCUAAUGGGUGUUGUUGGGUUGCAGAUGGCAGUCAUUGUGUAUCGGCCAGUGCUGCUAUUGCAUAGUGUGGAGCGUCGGUUGUUGCCGCGGUAUUACUUGAUGAAAUUUCUCAAGAACAGGGGAUUGAUGAGUUCUAGUUUAAGCUUCCUAACUAUUGCAUCGAUGGGCAAUGAUAAUCUUCUGGAUAAACUUGUGCACCCUCACGAGAUGAGUGUCCCAGGUCUUGCUGCUGCUUAUGCUUCUAGCUGCGCUGGAAAACACCAGUGGGAGCUCCUUGACGACAUGACAAAGGGAAAGAGAAAGAGAAAGUGCUAAGACAUGUUCUGGUAACUAGUGCUGUGAAGGAUCUCUUCUAAGGUUUGCCAUCUUCAUAAUUCAUUCUUGCAACUUCUUUACAUUUUGGUAUGAACAUCUUUAUCAUUACUUCAUUAGCAUCUAUGAAGGGCGGUGUUCUAGUUCUGAAAUCCCAUCUAGCUAGAUAAGUAGAAAUGUAUAGUGGACUAAAAAGGGUGGUAAUAUAUUUGAGUUGUUUCCUUUGGUUCUUAACAAUACAUGUUUAUGUGGUCUUUCUACUGUAAUUUUAUGGACUUUGUACUGUGAUUUCCUAGUAUUUUUUUUAGUUUUGAAGGAGCCAAAUUCGUUAGCAAGUUUUGUUUUUAUUUGGCUUAAUAUAAAACCAAAAUGAAGUUAGUC
Molecule: messenger RNA, 1632 nt
Organism: Zea mays
Lineage: Eukaryota; Viridiplantae; Streptophyta; Magnoliopsida; Poales; Poaceae
Exons: 1
Coding region: 70-1254 (394 amino acids)
Biological process (GO): regulation of DNA-templated transcription
Molecular function (GO): double-stranded DNA binding
Source: RefSeq, marked validated